AUGGGUGUUCAAAAAAAAGAUAUUAAGAAAUCACAACAAUCUCAACCAAAAAAACAACAGAUUAAAGAAGAGGAACCAACCAUAGAGAAAGAUGAAGAAACAUUAGAACAACAAGACGAAAAAAUUAUAAAUAAACAUUGGAAAAAUUUAAAUAGUUUUAAUGAUGAUAGUAGCAAACCAGAAAAUGAUUCAGAUAAUGAUUUUGGUGAUUCAGAUGAUGAAAAUGUAAAUAAUAAUAGAGAUGAUGAUGGAGAUGGAUCAGAUGAAGAAUCAAAUAAUAAAUUUGGCAAAAAAAGAAAAAUAUCAGAAUUUAAAAACGAUACCAACAAUCAAGAAGAUGACGAAGAACAAGAUAAUAGUAAUAAAAAUGGCAAAUUUGAUACAACUAUAGAUAAAACUAAAAAAGUACCAAAAGGUGCUAGAAAAUAUUUAAAGGGUGAAAUUGUUGCACCAACUGGUAUUAAAAAUCCAUAUUUAAGAACAAAUUUAAAAAAAAUUGGAGAUUUAAAAAGAGAGUCAGCUAAACAAGCAUUAAAGAGUGAAAUGUUAUUACAAAAAGAUUGUGGUUUUAUUGUUACAGAAAAUGAAAAAGAAAAAACAUAUAAAUUAACCCAACAUCAAAUUGCAAAACAAGUUGAUAUUCAAUCAUCUGGUAAAGUUUUUGAUUUAAAUUUAGACCCAAAUGGACCAUACAAUUUCGAAUAUUCAAAGAAUGGUAGAUAUUUAUUAUUAGCAGGUGCAAGAGGUCAUUACUCGAUCGUGGAUUGGCAAAGAGGUAAAAAACUUACAGAAAGACAUUUAGGUGGGGCUAUUCGUGAUGCAUGUUUUCUUCACAAUGAAACAAUGUUUGCAUUGGCCCAAAAGAAGUACACAUAUAUUUAUAAUCAAGACGGUGUUGAAUUACAUUGGCUUAAAGAUCACUACGAUCCAAAGUUUAUCGAUUUCCUUCCAUACCACUAUCUUUUAGUAUCAGCCACAAACAAAGGUAAAAUUAUAUACGAAGAUAUUUCAGUUGGUCAAAAAGUUGUAGAAAGUCAUUAUCAUGGUCCACUUAGCGCAAUGUGUCAAAAUCCACAAAAUGCAGUUAUGAAUUUAGGUUUUAGCACUGGUAUUGUUCAAAUGUGGAUUCCAAAAUCAAGAAACCCAGUCGUUAAGAUUCAUUGUCAUAAAUCACCCAUCACAUCCAUGGCUGUCAGUUUAUCUGGUAAUUAUCUUGUAACUGCAGGCAGCGAUUGUAUGGUUAAAGUAUUUGAUCUUCGUAACACCUAUCAAGAAACACAUGCCUUUGCAACUAAAAUUACACCAAAUGCAAUCUCAUUAUCAGGUACCAAUGUUUUAGCAGUAGCAGGUGAUAAGCAAACAUACAUUUGGAAGAAUCCAUUCGAUACAUCCAUCCAAGAACCAUAUCUCAUUCAUAAAAAUAAUUCAAUUGCAAACUCUGUUCAAUUUUGUCCAUUUGAGGAUGUUCUUGGUAUUGGCACACAAUCAGGUUUUAGCUCAACUUUAGUACCAGGCAGUGGUAUUGCAAACUACGAUUCUAUGGAAGCAGAUCCAUUCGCAAGCAACAAGAUGAAGAAAGAACAAGAGGUAAAGAAACUCCUCGAAAAGAUUCCACACGAUAUGAUUACAUUAGAUCCAAAUGUUAUUGGUACCAUUCAAUCUGGUGUUAAAAGUGAAGAAGAUAAAUUCAAAAGAGCCAACGAACCAAAAGUCGAUAAAAAUCGUGUUUUCGAUCCAGUUAAACUUCAACAAAUUAAAGAAAGAAAUAAAGAAAGAAAAGAGAAAAGAGAAAGUGAAAUUCUUACAUCAACUGAUAAAUCUGCUUUAUCUAGAUUCGAAAAAAAAUAUUAA
Messenger RNA from Dictyostelium purpureum, 1851 nucleotides. RefSeq lists its product as uncharacterized. The transcript has 2 exons. The record is from RefSeq and is a predicted model, not a curated record. Gene Ontology annotation, biological process: maturation of SSU-rRNA from tricistronic rRNA transcript (SSU-rRNA, 5.8S rRNA, LSU-rRNA). Bases 1 to 1851 code for a protein of 616 amino acids. Gene Ontology annotation, cellular component: nucleolus; small-subunit processome; 90S preribosome. Gene Ontology annotation, molecular function: protein binding. NCBI's taxonomy places the organism in Eukaryota, Evosea, Eumycetozoa, Dictyosteliales, Dictyosteliaceae.